Rubroshorea leprosula is the source of this 1732-nucleotide messenger RNA. NCBI's taxonomy places the organism in Eukaryota, Viridiplantae, Streptophyta, Magnoliopsida, Malvales, Dipterocarpaceae. The record is from the annotation of a GenBank genome assembly.
UCUCACCGCAGCAAAAAAUGGGGCUUCUGAUCUUCUGCAUUGUUUUGGUUUCUUUCUUCUUCACCUCUCCCUUUGCUCAUUCUCGAAGCUUAGCGCCGAUAUCAAUAACGACUGUGCUGGACGUCUCUGCAGCUCUACAGAGGGCUAAAGAGGUCGUCUCUUCCGAUCCCAAAAUGGUGCCGGAAUUUAGCCAAGAGGAGCAGAGCGUUUCGCAUUCUGCUUCAUCUGCAUCUCCACUUUCGCUGCAGCUUCAUUCUAGAAUCUCUGUUCAGAACACCCAACACAGUGACUAUAAAUCACUGGUCUUGUCCCGACUCCGGCGCGACUCAGCCCGAGUCGAAUCCCUCGCGACUCGGCUAGAUCUGGCUGUUAACGGUAUUACUAAAUCGGAGCUUAAGCCCCUUGAUAACGGCUCAGAGUUUAAAGCAAAUGAUCUGGAAACUCCAGUUGUCUCUGGUUCGAGUCAAGGAAGCGGGGAGUAUUUUUCCCGAGUCGCAAUCGGAAAACCGCCGAGUCAAGUGUACAUGGUCAUCGACACCGGCAGUGACGUUAACUGGGUGCAAUGCGCACCCUGCGCAGAUUGCUACCGGCAAGCAGACCCAAUUUUCGAGCCGGCUUCCUCUGCUUCCUACUCGCCUCUCACGUGCGAGGCUCGGCAAUGCAAAUCACUGGACGUAUCGGAAUGCCGCAACAACACUUGUCUCUACGAGGUUUCCUACGGGGACGGGUCUUACACCGUCGGCGAUUUCGUCACCGAGACAAUCACUCUUGGCUCGACGUCGGUGGAUAACAUAGCCAUCGGCUGCGGUCAUAACAACGAAGGCUUGUUCACCGGCGCCGCUGGCCUGCUUGGUCUCGGCGGCGGCUCACUUUCCUUCCCUUCGCAGCUUAACGCCAGUACCUUUUCUUAUUGCCUCGUGGACCGUGAUACUGACUCGGCCUCGACUCUCGAGUUCAACUCACCUCUCCCUGCUAACGCCGUUACAGCUCCGUUACUCCGCAACGCCCAGCUAGACACCUUUUUAUACGUCGGUUUAACGGGAAUCAGCGUAGGCGGCAAUCUGCUUCCGAUUCCGGAGUCUACAUUCCAAAUCGACGAUUCAGGGAGCGGAGGGAUCAUCGUGGACUCAGGGACCGCCGUGACUCGACUGCAAACCGACGCCUACAACUUGCUCCGCGACGCUUUUGUUCAGGGGACAAAGGGUCUGCGGUCGAGAGACAGCGUGGCGUUGUUCGACACGUGUUAUGAUCUGUCAUCGAGGACGAGCGUGGAGAUCCCGACAGUGUCGUUUCACUUCCCCAAGGGGAAAAUAUUGCCGUUACCGGCGAAGAAUUACCUGAUCCCGGUGGACUCCGACGGAACGUUCUGUUUCGCGUUUGCCCCAAUGUCAACGUCGUUGUCAAUCAUUGGGAACGUACAACAGCAGGGGACACGUGUCGGUUUCGACCGCAGGAACAAUCUCAUCGGAUUUGUGCCCGAGAAAUGCUAGCCGGAAACUACGUCAAUUUUCUAAUUGUUUUUCACUUUUUACCCUGGUAAAGAGAAAGGUGGAAAGGUUUGCAUAAAACGUUGCAGUUUAGAGUGAUGGUGUGGGAAGGACCAUCGUAGUGGUGGUAUUCUACUUUGCAAUGGCAUUAUCAAAUCUGUUAAGGUUUAUUUUAUUUUAAUUUUUUUAAUAUCAAAUUUGUAAGUUGUAUAGGAUUAGUAAAUUAAUAAAAUGCAAGUAUUUGG